Molecule: messenger RNA, 495 nt
Organism: Hibiscus syriacus
Lineage: Eukaryota; Viridiplantae; Streptophyta; Magnoliopsida; Malvales; Malvaceae
Exons: 4
Coding region: 39-275 (78 amino acids)
Source: RefSeq, a predicted model, not a curated record
AGAAAGUGCAAGGUUCAUUCACGCCGAAUCGAUAAGAUAUGGGAGGAGGCAAUGCCCAAAAGUCGAAGAUGGCGCGUGAAAAAAACCUCGAGAAGGCUAAAGCCGCCGCAAAAGGGAGCCAACUAGAAUCAAACAAGAAAGCAAUGUCGAUUCAGUGCAAGGUAUGCAUGCAGACAUUUAUUUGCACAACGUCUGAGGUGAAGUGCCGAGAGCAUGCGGAAGCAAAGCAUCCAAAAUCCGACGUCUAUGCAUGUUUCCCUCAUCUGAAGAAGUGACGAAGCUGGAUCAAAUAUAAUGUGCCUACUUUUAUGUAGACUUUUAAUUUGGAUAUUAGUCAUGUAAAAGCCUCCAUGGUUUAUAGAUGCUAAGGACGAUUAGUUCAUUCCUGCAUCAAUGUUAAAGUGAAGCAUUGAUGUUAUUGUAGCAUUGUUUCAGAACACUUGCUGUCGUUCUUUUCUCCCUUAAAAUUCUUUCCACUUGCAUGUCAUUUAUUCA